GUGAAUGGAUUCAAGCGGGACCUGGGUACCCAGGCCGAGGCACUCCUGGCAGAUUUCUUCCCCAGAAAGCUGUUGGAACUGGACACACUGCUGAAGGAGGAGGAACUGAACAUUCCUGACCCAGCCUCCAUCCAUUCUGAGCUGGACAUUCCCAUUCCAGACCCGGCCAAGGACAAGCUGAAGGAGGAAGAGAAGAAGAAGAAGAAGGCGGCGGAGAAGAAGGACAAGGAGGAGAAGGGGAAGGACGAGAAGGAAGACAAGGACGAUGAGGAUAGUGGACCCCCCUGUGGCCCGGUGAGCAGUAAUGAGAGGAUUGUGGCCCUGCUGGGCCGCGUGAAGCCCGAGAUUGCCCUGCUGAAGGAGAAGAGCAAUGUGGUGUCCAUCUGGCUCCAGGUUCAGAUCCCGAAGAUCGAAGACGGCAACAACUUUGGCGUCCAGGUUCAGGAGAAAGUGUUUGAGGGGAUGACAGGAUGUCGGACCAAGAUCGAGGGAUUUCAGACACAGAUCACCAAGUAUUUCCAGGAACGAGGUGACGCGGUGGCAAAGGCUGCAAAGGAGCAACACGUG
Messenger RNA from Hypanus sabinus (Atlantic stingray), 567 nucleotides. It is a transcript of the gene psme1, whose product is annotated as proteasome activator subunit 1. Gene Ontology annotation, biological process: regulation of G1/S transition of mitotic cell cycle; positive regulation of endopeptidase activity; regulation of proteasomal protein catabolic process. Gene Ontology annotation, molecular function: endopeptidase activator activity. Gene Ontology annotation, cellular component: proteasome activator complex; nucleoplasm; cytoplasm. Lineage: Eukaryota; Metazoa; Chordata; Chondrichthyes; Myliobatiformes; Dasyatidae. The transcript is spliced from 8 exons. The record is from RefSeq and is a predicted model, not a curated record. The annotation marks the transcript as partial.